AUGUAUUUUACCGGCCCCGUUGAAUCUUCAUCAUCAGCCAACAAUCUUAAUGGCUCUGAGCCACGGGACGACGUGAGGCCCAUCGGCUCCUCGCCAAGGACUGAUCAGUAUGUUGCGUUGUUAAGCGCUUACCUAGCCGAUGCUGCUUCGUUGCGAUCGCCGGCGACUGUUGUUGAACGUUCAUCCCCCGCCUCGCCUUCUUUGCCGGCGGAUGAUUCUAGCCCUGUGGCCGAGGAUUUGACCGACGAUGGGUCAUAUUUACUCCAUUUUCUGGGUUUGGAAAGCCUACGUGCGUGUUCAGAGGGACAAGUUACUGAUAAUGCAGGAACAAGCACUGAUGUCCCUACCGACCAGAAACCAACGAUUCAUAAGGAUUCAGACGAAUCUUUUAACGGCAGCCACCAGGAUGACUCAUUCAAAAAUCCUAAUAAUGGCAGUUCAAGUCAAAGUGAAGUUGGAGCUAUUCAUUGUAAUUAUUCUGGGGGAUCUCAUCAAGAUUGGAACAUCCACAACACAAGUUUCAAUCGCAAAGACCUGCACACGCCACCUUAUAGAGGAUUCAAUUAUCGUGUUUUAUAUUAUCCUGAUCACGAUCCCAUUCACUUCAACCCAUCAAUAAUGCCGUAUUAUCCAGUAAAUGAUCAUAUAGCUCCAAAUCCUGAUGAUUUAUGUGCUAAGAUUGUAAGACAAAUUGAGUACUAUUUCAGUUUCGAUAAUUUGAUUAAAGACUCAUACUUUCGACAACAUAUGGAUCAUCAAGGAUGGGUUCCCAUUCAGUUUAUAGCUGCCCUUCCUGAGAUGAGAGAAUUGACAAAUAGUCCUCGACUGAUAGUGGAAGCUCUUAGAACAUCACUCGCGAUGGAAAUUUUGGAUGAUAAGAAAAUAAGGCCACGUUACCAACAGGCCUGGGACCAGGUUUAUUGAAAGAGAAUAACCCUCACAGUAUGACGAAUCA
Messenger RNA from Neltuma alba, 955 nucleotides. RefSeq names its product la-related protein 1B-like. Gene Ontology annotation, molecular function: RNA binding. The transcript has 6 exons. Bases 1 to 924 code for a protein of 307 amino acids. NCBI's taxonomy places the organism in Eukaryota, Viridiplantae, Streptophyta, Magnoliopsida, Fabales, Fabaceae. The record is from RefSeq and is a predicted model, not a curated record.